Messenger RNA from Brassicogethes aeneus, 453 nucleotides. NCBI's taxonomy places the organism in Eukaryota, Metazoa, Arthropoda, Insecta, Coleoptera, Nitidulidae. The record is from the annotation of a GenBank genome assembly.
AUGGCGACGGAAAAUAAUUUAAUUGGUUCAAUCAAGGAGUUUAACCAUCAAUCAUCUCAUUUUUCGGUUUUUAAAGUGAAAAUUGAACAGUUUUUCCUCACGAAUGGUAUUAAAGAGGAUCAGAGGAAACGAGCCAUAUUGCUGAAUUUCAUGACUGACGAUACCUACAUUUUAUUAAGGAAUUUGUGUGUUCCCGAUGCUCCAGAAAAAAUGACUUCAGAAAAAUUAAUGGAAAGUUUAUCCAAGCAUUGUACUCCCGUAGAGUCCUACUUUACGGCUAGAUUGAAGUUUUAUGGAGCUAAGAGAGGAGAUGAAGAAAACGUGGCCGAUUGGGCUGCUAGGGUUCGUAGUUUAGCGUCUGGGUGCAAAUUUGGGGACGAAUUCAAGAUAGUGUCACGAGAUAUCUUUGUUGCUGACGCAACAUUCGCAGUUGAUUUAGAAACGUACGAGUGA